AUGGCGAACAACGAGGAGCGCGCCCCUGCAACCCCCGUUGAGGACGACGCUGACGACAACUUCAGCGACCUUAACGUGGACGAGGAAGAAGAAAACCCUCAAGAUCCUGCAGCUACAGGGCAGCGCCAGCGCAAUCGCCGCAAUCGCCAUCGCCGCCGUGGUCGACGCAACAACCACGCUGGCGCCACGACAAAGGCGCCGGCAGACAACGACAUCUAUAAUCCGGCUAAUCCUAGACUCGCUGCUCUGCUGAGCAGCCUGCCGGGUUCGUAUUACAGUGAUCGAUCGCAGGGCACCUACCGGUCCCCGCGCAUCGACAAUACCGGCCCGCGCCCUGCGAUGCUUAUCAAUGGGCAGGUUCUGCACAACCUGGUCCUUGAUUGCGGUGCCGACGUCGUUCUGGUUGGCCCGCGCACUGCGGCCAAACUGAAGCUGACUGCGGACAAAGUCCGCAAGAACGCCAUCGAGAUCCGCGUUGCUAGCGGUGAGACGGUUCAUAUGGACGAGACCAUCGAGCCGGUCGACUUUGUUUUGAACCCCGGCACGCCCCACGAAACCACUGUGUGGGCCAAGAUCAUCAUUGUCCGUGGCGACUUGCCCGACACCCUGAUCGGGAUGAGCGUCAUGGGCCCUCCUGGUAUUCGGCCUGACUACUACAAGCAGGUCGUGACGUACUACGUCAACUGGUGGGAGCCACAUGCGCGCGAGGCGCACCUCCCCUGCUUCCUGCCGGUCAACUACGAUCGGCCCGGCGCAUCCGGAGCCAGCUGUGCGUGCACCCCUCUUGCCUAUAGUGCUGCCAGUACGAGCACAGGCGCAAACAACACUCCCGAGCUUGCGCCUGGUGCUCCGAUUCCGUACAACAAGCUGCUUCAGAUUCCGUCACCCAACCUGGAUAAGCCGUUCGAAAUCGAGAACGCGCGCUUUCGGAUGUGGCAUUAUGAGAAGCACAUGAUGCCCGAGAUGACCGACCUAUACGAGCGCAGCAAGGAACGGCUGGCCGACCCGCCGCCAAACCAGCGGCCUGUCACCGUGGAGGCGUACCAGCAUCUGCGCCCUCUGGACACGAGCAUGUUGGACCUGCGCGGGCCCCUGGCCAAGAACGGCCCGGGCCUAGUUGUUCUGGAGCUCUUCUCCGGUAUCAUGGCCAGCACUGAGGCACUUGUGCGCACCGGAGUUAAAAUCCAGCACGUCUAUGCCUGCGAGAACGAGGCUAAGACACGCGCCGUCGCAGAAGAGCGCCUAAGAGUGCUGUCUGCGACUCGGCCUGAGCAGCUGAGCGCCGAAGCGUUUGCCGAUUGCCACGCCUUCCUGCCACAGGAUGUCAGGACGAUUACGCGCCAGCACAUUGAGAACAUGCAGAAGCCCGACCUGGUGAUCGUCGGCUUCCCCUGCCAGGGGUUUUCGCGCGCAUCUGAUGCGCCCAAGGGGCUCAGAGACCCCCGCACGCAGCUUUUCGAAGAGGCGCUGCGUGUGAUCCACCUGAUAUGGCGCAUCCACGGCCCGUGUGGGUACCUUUUCGAAAACGUAGACGCCGCCGACCAUCCGAACCGGGACGUUCGGCGCGAAUACACCGAGGUCGUUCAGGCCGUCCUCGGCAAGGGCUUCGUUUUUGACGCGGUCGCUGUGGGCUCCUACGCCCACCGCAACCGGCGCUGGUGGACCAACCUGGUUCCUGGACACCUGGUUGAGGAGAUGGCCGACAAGAAGUUCAAGCGUCGGCCCCCCGGACAGCGCGUGCAGGACAUUCUCGAGCUUGGGCACACCGCCAAAGUGGCUCGACACGCGCAGGCUUCUGGCUCAGUGACGGUGAACAUCCCAGGGCAGACCAUCAAGGCUUUUGCCACCUUCGUCUCCCUGGCCAACUCGCACGCCUAUCGAGUGGGGCAGCAAAGCAUGGUACUCGAUCGCGCGAAUCGCGAGCAAGAGCCGACCGCCCUGGAGCGCGAGCGCGCCAUGGGUUUUAUGGAGAACACCACGGCGGCGCCCACUGAUCGGAUCAAGGAAGCCGAUCGCCGCCGCCUGCUGGGCAGCACCAUGGACAUGCACGCCCUGACCUUCUUGGUCGGCUGCAUCCAGGUUUUCCAGCAGGCCUUCUUUGCCGAUUGA
Molecule: messenger RNA, 2109 nt
Organism: Klebsormidium nitens
Lineage: Eukaryota; Viridiplantae; Streptophyta; Klebsormidiophyceae; Klebsormidiales; Klebsormidiaceae
Source: the annotation of a GenBank genome assembly